UUUGCGAGACGCUUUGCGCGACCGAGCAACCAGGAAGCUCCCUCUUUUGCAAAUGGCAUUUGCACCAGCGUGCUCCAUCCAACCUCCCUCUCUCCAGCUCUAUCCUUCGGGAAUUCCUGUGCGAGUUUUAUAAACGUGCAACCAUUGAAGCUGCAGUCCUGAAUGCAUCUCUCGCUGUGUUCUUUGGAUUGCUGUGAGGGGCUGAGUAAUGUGGAUUAUAGCCAGGUUGAUCUCUCGGCCAUGUCUCUGCUCCUUGAUUACGUGGAUGUGACCGACCCCAGCUUUGGGAUAGCUGUCCUCUGCAUCGCCUUUAACCCGCUUUUCUGGAAUCUGGUAGCGAGAUGGGAGUUCAGGACCCGGUUGCUGACGCGUCUCUUCCGUUCUCCGCACCUGGCCUGUUACUGCCUGGGAGCUCUCAUCCUGUUCCUUAAUUUCCUGCGGAGCUACUGUUUCACAGAAGCCAUGAAGAGCCAGCCCAGACUGAUGGCCCUGGAUUGCCUCUUGGGGCACUACACCAGUGUAGCCUUGAUGUCCAUAGGCAUCGUGUUUGUCACUUCCAGCUUCCUGGCGCUGGGAUUCACUGGAACAUUCCUGGGUGACUACUUUGGCAUCCUCAUGGAGGCAAAGGUGACGUCUUUUCCAUUCAGUGUGUUGGACAAUCCCAUGUAUUGGGGCAGCACCAUGAUCUACCUGGGCUGGUCCAUCAUGCAUGCAAGCCCAGCUGGUCUCAUCCUGACGGCCGUGGUGGCGCUGUGCUACACAAUUGCUUUGCGGUACGAAGGGCCUUUCACAGAAGAAAUCUAUCGCCAGAAAGCAGCCAGAAAGAGCAAAUAGGUCACAGAAGCCUGAGAAGAAUGGCUUGGUUUGGAAGCUGGAAGCCAGAAUGCCGCCGCCGCCACCACUAGCUAAUGGGGGCAGGAUAAUUUGACAGGGUGUGAAAAGUACAGCUUUCCACGAACUCUUCAGAAGCCUCCUUUCGAGAUGGAGUUGGGAGGGAGUGGUGAUGGAAGGACUCCCCCUCUCCCCCCCCUCAAUCCUUCACAAAGCCUCUCACCAACCCCAGGCGGGGAGGGGGCUUUUGACGAAGACCCUUGCCCCACCCCUGCCUUUCAGCAGCUUCCAUUAACUGUGCCAAGUCUAAAUGUGUUGAUUAUAUACUUGAGAGCGUCGAGAAAAGUGGAACAGGCAGGAGGCCUGAUUAUUUUAUGUAACCCCACCCCCCCAAAAAAUAUGAUUAAUGUACAUUCCUCUUUGGGGUGGGGGGGACAGAAAAGCCAUAAUUGCACAGGCCCGUUGAACGCGCAUGAGAGCUUUGCCCCUGCAAGCAUGUAGGAGAUGGCGCUAACCGUUUGGAAAAGGAAGCGAGGUUUGGAGCUUGUUCCCUGCGCGGGAAUGCCCAGUGCCGCAACUUCUCAUGUCCAUGCAACCGUUUCGAGGUUAUUCUUCUGCUACCCCCCCUUCUCGUGGAGCUUUUCAGCCACAGCAUCUCACUCGGAAGCUCGGCAGGUGCCGGAAGGUGUUUUUUCGUGGGGCGUCCCAGAGCUUGCAGCUGAACCGAGUGUCCAGCCACACCCAGAUCAAACCCCUCUGGGGAUGCCAAAGGGCCUGGGGGAGCCACAAUAUGACGAUUUCCACAAUUCAAGUAACAUGACAUAAGAGUCAGAAAUCUUCUCUGAACACUUGCCCAGAAUACAAAGCCGAUUGCCCCUUGGUUUGGGAAAAGUUGAAAUGUAUUUCAGGACAUUUACCGCAGCUGAGGUCACAUCGAUGACGGCAUGCUCAAACCGGUUUCCUGCAAAGGUGUAUCCCUCCUCUCUGCCUGUCAAACACCACUGCCCAUAUUUUCAGGCCAGGCCGAAAAGAUGAGAGAUCAUCUUUUGGAGAUCAAGGGAUGGAAAAGCUAUCAGGUGUCCUUAGCAAUAUGAGGAAUUUGGUGCCUUUUUUGUUGUUGUGUGUACAGUUGGUGCUAUAAAUUCCUUUCCCUUCUUUUCUCUCCUUACUGGUGUUCAUUUAUGGUCCUACCACUUUCCACCAGCCUGCCAUGAAAAUACAUGCCUCCACCGCGCUCCCAUUGUUUCCAAGAUCUCCCAGACAAUCCCCAGUAUCGGCUUCUGGGGCUUAUCCAAAUAACUCCUUCCACUGUUGCCCUAACCUUCUGUGCCCCAUACAUUUUACCUUUCUGACCUAGCUCCAGUCAUCCGAACUAUACUCACUAAAUACCAAAAGGAGACAGGAGCGCAGGAGGCUGCCUUAUACAGAGUCAGGCCAGUGGUCCAUCUUGCUCAGCACUGUUUGCACUGACUGGCAGCAGCUUUCUAGGGCUUCAGGAAAGAGUCUGUUCCAACACUACCAGGAGUUGCCAGGAAUUGAACCUGGGACGUUCUGUCAGAUGCUGUAUGCAAUGGCACAAAGGCCCUCUCGCUCUCACUGUGCCAUGGCUCUUGUUUCCCUUUCCCUCGGGUGAAAUCCCCAACGGAGAAUGGGUUUUCCUUUUGGGUAAACAGGUUGCAAACAAACUUUAUUAUAACAGGUGUAAACAAGGAGUUUUGGUUCUUCUUCUUCCACAGACAUAUAACAAACAGUGUUGUUGCUUUUUAUUAAAAUGUAUACUGUCUUAUA
Messenger RNA from Zootoca vivipara (common lizard), 2619 nucleotides. RefSeq names its product phosphatidylethanolamine N-methyltransferase (gene PEMT). Gene Ontology annotation, biological process: phosphatidylcholine biosynthetic process. Gene Ontology annotation, molecular function: phosphatidylethanolamine N-methyltransferase activity. The record is from RefSeq and is a predicted model, not a curated record. Lineage: Eukaryota; Metazoa; Chordata; Lepidosauria; Squamata; Lacertidae.